Molecule: messenger RNA, 6341 nt
Organism: Cololabis saira (Pacific saury)
Lineage: Eukaryota; Metazoa; Chordata; Actinopteri; Beloniformes; Belonidae
Gene: sema3b
Product: sema domain, immunoglobulin domain (Ig), short basic domain, secreted, (semaphorin) 3B
Exons: 18
Coding region: 997-3435 (812 amino acids)
Biological process (GO): positive regulation of cell migration; axon guidance; neural crest cell migration
Molecular function (GO): chemorepellent activity; semaphorin receptor binding
Source: RefSeq, a predicted model, not a curated record
CCUCCGAGCAUUUCUGCUCUGCUCAGCUCCCGUGAAAACUGUGUUUUUGAACUCCUGACGUGUGUGUGAGACUCAGAGUUUUAUAUAUGUGUGUGUGUGUGUGUGUGUGUGUGUGCAGGGCUGUGUGUUUAUCUAAGUGGAGUUGAAGUGCAGCCGUUCAUCAGUGGAGCUGCCUGCAGACAGGGGAAUACUCAGAUCUUGCUGCGCUGCUUUUUAACUCACACACCAGCUGCUUAUUGGACUUUUUUCACACCCACUGGACUUUUUUCUUUUGCACCAAUCUGGGACUCUGCUACUGGUCUCCUUUUUUUUUUGCCCUCCAGCCACGAUUCCCAUCACUGGAAUUAUUUUUUUCACAGCUCCUUAAAGGGAUUCUUAUUGCCCUGAAUUUGAUUUAUUGGCUGUCACUUUUUGUCCAUACUUUCCACACUUCUUCAUUGAUUUCAUACAUUUUGAACCUUAAGAAUGGGCGUUUUGGAAGCGCAUAAGUGGAGUUCGGUGAUUGUGUUUAGUUGUGCGUUGAACUAUGGGAAGACUAUGACACGUUAAAGAGGGACAGAAAAAGUUUUGCCACGAUGAAAUCCGUCAGUGCUGUCAGAGGCUUGUUGGGCUCAGGUGGAUGCUGAUCCCAACCUGGAAUGCUCUGAAAUCUUCGUUCUUGGCUCUUGUUCCCUUGGAAAUGAACAGCAAGGUCUCCAUGCCCAUGUGUGAUGUCUUUGUCCUGUCCUGGAUGUGAGAGGUGAACUUUGUCGUCCUUCAGGAGAGUAUAUCCAUAGACCUCUUCAGAAGAAAAAAAGAUUACACCGAGUAAGACCUGAAAAGGAAAGCUGGAAGAGAGAUGAAUUGAAGCUCCCGUUCUUUUCAACGAGCUCUCGUCCCUGUACGAAUAAGAAGACAACCAGACAGAGCUGAACUACAUAAAUCAAUAAACAUCUUAUACUGAGCAUUAUAAAGACACCACUUUGAAAAAGAGGAAUUUGCUUCAAGUGUUCCAAGAUGAUGACCGUGAUGAUGAUGAUGGUGGCCAUGAUGGUCACCUGCAGCUCCCUGUUGCUGCUGGGGCUGGCUGCUGCCCACGCCUCCUCGAGCACCAUGACUCGUGCUUCCUCUUCGUCUACAUCCUCCUCAUCCUCCUCGUCUUCUUCGUCUUCAUCAUCGUCCUCACCACGUAUGAAGCUUUCUUACAAAGACCUGCAGCAGUUUCACGGAGUGCGGCGGUUUGAGCUGGAACGUUCCUGCUGCUUCAGCGCCCUGCUGCUGGACGAGGAGCGGGGCCGACUCUUCGUCGGGGCCAAGAACUUCUUGCUGUCCCUCUCAUUGGACAACAUUGCCAAACAAGAUCACAAGAUCUACUGGCCCGCCCCGGUGGACUGGAGAGAGGAGUGUAACUGGGCCGGGAAGGACAUCACUUCUGACUGCGUGAACUAUGUGAAGAUCGUGCACCACUAUAACCGCACCCACUUAUACGCCUGUGGAACUGGGGCUUUCCACCCCACCUGUGCCUUUGUGGAGGUGGGACACCGGAUGGAGGACCACGUGUUCAGGAUCGACCCUUCGAAAGUGGAAGAUGGGAAAGGGAAGAGUCCGUAUGAUCCUCGACAUAACGCCGCAUCUGUGCUCGUCGGUGAUGAGCUGUAUGCAGGCGUGGCCACAGACCUGAUGGGACGGGACUUCACCAUCUUCAGGAGUCUGGGGCCGCGGCCCUCCAUUCGUACGGAGCAGCACGACUCACGCUGGCUCAACGAACCAAAGUUUGUUGGUUCCUUUUGGGUCCCUGAGAGCGAAAACCCAGACGACGACAAGGUCUUUUUCUUCUUCCGGGAGACGGCGGUCGAAGCUCAGGGUUUGGGAAAGUCCACUUAUUCCCGAAUUGGACAGCUUUGCAGGAAUGACAUGGGUGGUCAGCGAAGUCUGGUGAACAAGUGGACAACAUUCCUGAAGACGCGUCUCAUUUGCUCGGUACCGGGGGCCGACGGCAGCGACACAUACUUCGACGAGCUGCGCGAUGUGUUCCUGCUGCAGACGAGGGACAGAAAGAACCCUCUGGUCUACACCGUCUUCUCCACCUCCAGCAGCAGUGUGUUUAAAGGCUCGGCUGUGUGUCUCUACUCAAUGAACGACAUCCGGAGGGCCUUCCUGGGCCCCUUUGCUCACAAAGAGGGACCCAACUACCAGUGGGUCCCCUUCCAGGGAAAAGUCCCCUAUCCCCGCCCAGGAAUGUGUCCCAGCAAGACAUUUGGGAGUUUUGAGUCCACAAAAGGCUUCCCAGAUGACGUAAUUCAGUUUGCGCGUCACCACCCUCUGAUGUACAACCCGGUCUAUCCCAUGAGCCGGCGGCCCGUCUUCGUCAGGACCAACGUGGACUACAGCUUCACCCAGAUCGCUGUGGACAGAGUCAAUGCUGCUGACGGACAGUAUGACGUCAUGUUUAUUGGCACAGAUAAAGGGACCGUUCUCAAGGUGAUUAAUGUCCCCAAGGAAAGCUGGAACAACAUGGAGGAACUUCUACUGGAAGAACUGGAAGUUUUCAGAGACGCCUCGUCUAUCAUCAACAUGCAGAUAUCCUCCAAACGGCAACAGCUGUAUGUCGGCUCCGACACAGGCAUCGUCCAAGUCCCCCUCCACCGCUGCAGUGUGUACGGGAAGGCCUGCGCCGAGUGCUGCCUGGCCAGAGACCCGUACUGCGCCUGGGACGGGACAUCCUGUACUCGCUACCUGCCAAACACAAAGAGACGUUUCCGCCGCCAAGAUGUGAGGAAUGGAGACCCAAACACCCUCUGCUCUGGAGACCACCAUAAGCACCGGGUUGCAGAGAAAAAGCUGUAUGGAGUUGAAGGAAGUAGCACCUUCUUGGAGUGCAUCCCCAAAUCCCUUCAAGCUCGAGUCACAUGGACCUUCCAGAAACAUCUACAGAACCCCCGAGAAGAGGUACGUCUAGAUGAACGCAUCCUCCAGACAGACAGGGGCCUCCUGAUUCGCCGUGUCCUAAAGAGAGAUAUCGGCAUCUACCAGUGUCACGCUAUGGAGCAUGGCUUCACCCAAACAUUACUAGGCAUCACUUUGGAUGUUGUACCUUCAACAUCCUCCUCCAAUCUACCUUUGGACGCCUCUGUUCGAUUAGAACCCCGCAGCGGAGGCGGGUCCUCAAUGACCAAUCAGAAGCUUUGGUACCGGGACUUCAUGCAGUUGGUGGACCACCCCAACCUAAGCACCGUUGACCAGAUUUGCGAGCAAGUUUGGGCACGCAAAAACGCCGGUAGUGACCAGGCGGUUAAGAGUUUUCCCGCCCCGGGGAGGGACAUCCUGCCUCUGGCUACGGCUGUCCGCCCUGCUAACAAGAAGUGGAAGCAUCUCCAGGAGAUCAGGAAGGGGAGAAACCGCAGGACCCACGAUGGAAAACCGAACCCUCGGGCCCCACGCAGUGCAGGGGAGUAAUGAUGGAGAGAAAGAGAUGGAGGGAGAAAAGAGUGACUGAUACAAGAGGGAGGACAAUGAAAGAAACAGACUGAGAACUCAUGGAGGUGUUAAGAUAUACAGAUACACACACACACACACAAACACACACAUAAACACACUCAGACACAGCACCUCUUUUAAUGUAUAUAUUUAUCUGUGGAUGCCCCACUACUAUAUGGUACACCAUCCCAAGUCCUCAUCCCUUUGACCAGCCCCUGCAUGUGCUGCCUUACUGCUCAAACUGAUUCUGCACGAUCCCUUUACACCAUUUCACUAGAAACCUUGAGUGUAUAGCAGAUAUUUGGGAGUACAUCCAUCCGUGGGCAAUAAAUGUACACUCACCCUGUUCAUUUCCUUCGCUGAUAGAUGGAAGCCAUGUUCACGCACAGUGAGCACAUCUUAAAACCUAUUAGAAACCAGCUACACGGUUCCUGUGUUUAGUACAGUAGGUCGCUGGCUCAAAAAAAAAGUAACCCAAAUUUUUGGAUGAACUCUCUCGCCCAAAGAUUUCACACUGGUGUAGCAGACACAAGUGAGGAGAAACAUGGAGCAAUGUGACAACUGGAACAUACUGAAAAAGUUUGGUCUGUAACUGGAAAAACGUGAAGAUGGUAUUUAUGUUUAAUUGCACAAACGUGCAGGAAGAUUAGCAUUUUGUGAAACCCGAAUAAUGGACAGACUGUUCAUCUUCCUGUGAUCCAAUUGGUGCACAUAUUUCCAUCCCACUUUUCAUACAUUUUGUGUGUUUUAUUACAUAACGCAAUCAAAAAGAGAUGCUUGCACCUGUGGAACAAAUCAGCAUGUGGAAAGCCGCUUAUUUUGUUCAUUUUUAUUUUUGUUUUAAGAGUUUCCUUGGCACAUUGAGGCAUGUCACACAAAACAUUGCAGGUGGUCAUAGUUAGAGAGCUUUCAUAUCUGCCAAAUAUGAUAUGUACGUGUUACGUUGCUGGUCCAAACCACUAGAUAGCGAGUAGUGGAAAAUCUACUCGCGUCCCAUGAUGUGAGAGCAAGAUGAGAUGCUUAGAGAAAACAAUGAAAGCCAAAAGAAACAUCAAAAUAAAUCAUUCCAUGAAAGCAAAAUAAAGAUCUAAAUGAGAAUUUAAUGAAAGCUAACCAUUGAUCUCACCUAUACUAAUAUUAUGGGAAACACUGGAGGUGUGCUUAGUCGAAAAAGAAAAGAAAUAACCAACAAAACGUAUAACCUAUAAAAAUUGUCCAAAAUUUGCUGUGUUCGGUAUUUUAUGAGGUAACAUCGAAGGUGUAUGUCAACAUCUUUGGAAAUUAGCUUAUUUGAGGUCAAUCCGAGAGGUUCGUGAGAGGGUAAAUGGCCACCUUCUCAUCUGUGAAUCCAGUAACCCAUUCUCGAUACCCACAUAGCAAAAUAUGAGUCAAUCAAUGUUGAAAUAUGGUUAAGCAGAAACAGUGAAGCCAUGUUGAAGCCUGGUCGGCGACAAACAAAAAACGUUGAUUUAACAUUGAUUAAACAUGGCAUUAGAAUUCGAUGGUUGUUUGAUAGUUGAUCAACCUUUUGGACCAUUAUUCAACAUUGAAUUAACAUACAGUAUAUCUGGGUAAGCCUUCAUUAGCUUGGCAUAGCACAGAUGCUGUGGCGGAUUGCUACAAGUUGCUUACAGUAGGUCUAUAUUUUUACCUUGUGUGGAUAUAACUAUGUAAAAUGAGGUAUUCUUAUAAACAGAUGCAUACAAGGAACUAUAUUUUCAUUUCUGCGAAGUGAUCCCACACGACACUCAAAGACACAGCUGUAAACUCUAUUGUUGCGAGCUAACGUGAUCGCUAACUAUGGCUGACUUUGUAAGAGCACAGUUAUCAUACUAUAACGGUUACUCUGAGACAAAUGAUCCAGAGCCACGUCUUUUCAGGCUAGAACACACCAGAGAAACACUGCUCAGCCAAUCCGACAGACAUCACUGACUUCUCGAAUGCUCAGAUGGCACGUUCAGGUAGCAGCGCUUCCCUAAAUUUACAGUAGCUUCUUAUGUUUACAAGUCUGAUAUCUCACUUUACAUAGUUAUCUCUACACAAGGUGAAUGUAUAAGGGAGAACGUGUCACUUAAGUCUAGCAAUGCACUUCCAGUAACUACACUAAGCUUGGCUAGUGGGGGUUUACUGGAGAGGCCAGGACUCUGGCGUUGGCUGCAAUAAUGUUGGCGCAUCCCUUUAAGCAUAAGUGUGAGGAGAAUCACCGAGAUGAGCAGGAUAAAAAGGAAGAGGACAGUUUUAUAUCAGAGUCCACGUAUGACAACCCGUGUUCCUGGGCUACAGUACAGUAUAUAUAUACAGUAUAUAUAUAUAAAUAUAUAUAUAUAUUAGCAUGAUAUUUAUGAGUGAGAUUAUGAUUUUGUUUUUCUGCAUUCUCAGCGAUAUUUCAUUUCUUUUACACUGUCCUUGCAUAAAUUGUGUGUGAUUUAAUAGAUAUGCAAGCGUGUGAGUUGCAGAUUGUUAGUUUAGCAUGGCAAAAUGCACAGGAACCCGCUCCUCUGUGCUGCCCACAAAACAUUUCCACUGUUUGUAAAAAGAAAAAAAAGAGAAACUUUUCAAACACUGUUGACUUUUGCUGCUUAAAGAUGUCAUCUCUACAUAAUGAAAAGUUAGUACUUUGAGGUCUUCCUUCUCCAUGUCUUGGUCUAAUCUCUCUCUGUGUAUUAUUAUCUGUAAACAAACCUUGUUUGUUGCUCGUCUGUGCUAACAUGGUGUGCGUAGGCUGCCCCCUAGUGUUCAUUGUCUGUACAGGCUUGGAUGAAGAGCCUAGUAGUGGUAAAUUUGUCAUAUAAUAUUCACACAAAAGAAAGCAACUGGCUGGCCUUGUAAGAUAAAACAUGGAUUAAUGUUUUCUAGUUAUUAAAUAUCAAGAUUUUUACAUUGAA